Messenger RNA from Prunus mume (Japanese apricot), 1000 nucleotides. RefSeq names its product EPIDERMAL PATTERNING FACTOR-like protein. Lineage: Eukaryota; Viridiplantae; Streptophyta; Magnoliopsida; Rosales; Rosaceae. The record is from RefSeq and is a predicted model, not a curated record. Gene Ontology annotation, biological process: guard cell differentiation; stomatal complex development.
CAUCUUUCUCUCUCUCUCUCACAGACCACACCACACCACCCGCAUUUAUUCACCUCCUGUUCCUCCCUUCCUUUUAUCCAACCCCUACACAGAUUUAACCCUAAACCUCUUCUCUCUCUCUCUCUCUCUCUCUCUCAGUGUUAAUUUGUUGCUUCUUGGGUCUCUACUGUUUUUUUUUUAAAUUUAUAAUUUUCAUUUUCAAGGCUUCUGUUUGAAUUUGGUGGAUGACUUCAUGGUGACAGGAUGUGCAUUUUCACCGCCAUGAAUAAUCCACUUUAUCUUCUCUUCAAAGCCACCAGAGCCAUUAUGCUUCUGCAUUUUCUUCUUCUCUCUCCAGCCUCCUGUUUUAGCACUCAUUCUCUCCGGGGCCUUUUAUUUGAGGAGAAAACCAGGCUGGGAUCCACGCCGCCCAGCUGCCACAGCAAGUGCAACCAGUGCCAUCCAUGCAUGGCGGUCCAGGUGCCUACAAUACCCAGCCACGAUCGGGUCGAAACGGGCAUGACCCGAUCCUUCCCAAUGAUGUUCUUCGACCCAUCUCAUCCGGGUACCAACAACAAGUACUCCAAUUACAAGCCUCUGGGUUGGAAAUGCCACUGUGGUGACCACUUCUUCAACCCUUGAGCUAGUUCAAGUUCCAUGGGGAAAUUUCAUGUCAAAAUGGAGCUGGGUUUCGUUUAGAUUUGUAAACUACAAUUGAUUUGUGAUUUUUCAGUUGUGAUUUGGGAUUUUGUAAUUUUGUUUAAGGGGAGAGGGCAUUAAUUCUUUAUAAACAAAUAAGAGAAAAACUUGUAUAUCACGGAUAUAACACUGUUUUGUUAUUCUCAACAAAUUUUGUUUCGACCUUCACGAUAACUUUUUCACAAGGCAAAACGUGAAUAGCAAAACAAUGUUAUCCCGUGUUUACGUUCUUAUCCACAAACGGGCAUGUGUCUGGUGUUGUUGUCACCAUUAAAUCUCUGCACUUAGAUAUAUUAUAUUAUACAAUGUACAUAAAUUUGUA